Molecule: messenger RNA, 1239 nt
Organism: Conger conger (European conger)
Lineage: Eukaryota; Metazoa; Chordata; Actinopteri; Anguilliformes; Congridae
Gene: mrpl23
Product: mitochondrial ribosomal protein L23
Exons: 5
Coding region: 124-585 (153 amino acids)
Biological process (GO): mitochondrial translation
Cellular component (GO): mitochondrial large ribosomal subunit; ribosome
Molecular function (GO): structural constituent of ribosome
Source: RefSeq, a predicted model, not a curated record
CCUUCAUAUGAUCUUUACAGGAACUUGAAGUCUGUCACGUGUAUAGAAUGAAAACAACUUUGAUAUCAAAACACAAUUAAAACGGACGAAUAUAUUAUUUAUCUCAGCAGAAAAUCUUAAGCGAUGGCAAGGAGGGUUUUAUAUCCUCUCUAUCAGUUUGGGAAUCCCCAGUUAAGGGUGUUUCGGCCAAACUUCUUCCUGACGCUAGUGAGACCAGGACGAGAGCAGCCCCCAGACACUGUGCAGUUUCGCAUCCCCAUUGAGAUGACAAAAUUUGAUGUGAAGAACUACCUGCAGAAGAUCUACAGCGUGCCUGUGGCCACAGUGCGGACCAGGAUCCAGUACGGUACUAAUAAGAAGAGGAACCACCUGAACCAGCGUGUGAAGACGCCGGAUUACAAAGUAGCAUACGUUCAGCUGGGACAGCAGCAGACCUUCGAGUUCCCAGACAUCUUCCCUGAGAAGGACACAAAGGCGGCUGAGGGCUCCAUGGAGGAUCUGCAGGACAAGUUCAUGGAGGACGAGAAGCAGCGGCAGAAAGGAGACCCCAGACGCGGUGGCGUGACCGACUGGUUCGGCCUGUGAGGGUUCACCAAGUGAACUGUGACGCGCGCCGAAACGCGCUUCCCUGUCUGCGACGCACCAGCGACGGCGUAGCGCGGGAACAGAGUCACGCCCCUCCUCCUCCUCCUCCUCCUCACAUGACUCCUGAGGACCCACCCCUGUCCUGCCGCACGUCAGCCGGUUUGAGUCUCUGUCACCAUAAAGUAGCCAAACUCCAAAACAAGUUAUUUAAAAAAAAUAAUCAUAUUUUUUUGUCUGUAGGAGCCAGGCUCAAAGACCGAAUCUCAGCCACAGGAGAUAAUACACCAUCUCCAAUAAUGGUAAAGGAAUGGAGACUUGGGAAGGGUAGCGCACAGAUAGAGAACAUUAUAGUGAUGCCAUUUCACUGCAGUUCUGUGGCAGAAGUCAGUUUUUUCAUAAGGCUGUUGGAAAAUUGUAAUUGUUGGGGGAUGCGUAGGCCAGCCGGAUUAAAAGAAACACAACCUAAUUUUCUCAAGCAUGGACAUUGCAUAUGAAGAAUGGGCAUCUCUGUGAUAAUCUUACUUUCCUAAACACUGAGAAGAGUGGUAUUAAUUAGAUGGCUGUUUCACUUCUGUACAAUUUUCAUGAAGUCAUUUAUCUUGUUCUCUACAGUCUGUCGAUGAUGUUUUUGGAAAUAAAAUAACAAAGAAAGUU